Molecule: messenger RNA, 1429 nt
Organism: Cavia porcellus (domestic guinea pig)
Lineage: Eukaryota; Metazoa; Chordata; Mammalia; Rodentia; Caviidae
Gene: Cabcoco1
Product: ciliary associated calcium binding coiled-coil 1
Exons: 8
Coding region: 393-1109 (238 amino acids)
Source: RefSeq, a predicted model, not a curated record
UGCGCGGCUCUCCAGCCAGCGCCCUGGUGGGGAGAGGCUUGGGGCCCCAAUCUGUUUCCAGGCCCAGGAUGCUGGCCCCACCCCUGUUGCCCAGGCGACGAGGUCGCUUCCCUCCCGCGACUUCCGGGCGAAGUAGCUGGGGAGUGCUCCCGGCGGCGAAGACUUCGGAGGGAUGACCCAGACUGCAAGCACACCCGAGUCCGAGGUACAGGCAGCUUCCAAACCUCCUGGGUCUCAGCGAUCCCGGCCAAGGCCAAGGUCGGCCCGGAGGCGCCCAGAAAAAUGCUGAAUUCCAGGAGCAUGAAAAGAUUCUGUCUCCAGAUUUUCUUUCAACUGUUCAAAUCACUGAUUUACUAGCAGAGAAUGCAGAUGGAGUUCAAGAAAAGCUGAGAAUGUUUCUGAAUUUCAAAAAUCUUCAAACUUGUUUAAAAGAUUCCAUCCUGCUAGAUUACUAUGUGUCUGGAUUUUUGUGGGCCAAAGAAAUGGACUUUUCUAUAAUUCAGUGUUCAAAAUUUAUGACUUUACUGGAUAUGUUACUUCAUAAUCUUAAAACACUACAUAUGUCCUUAGAGGACAACAUAAAGUGGCUUGGGGAGGUGAUGGCUGAAAUCGGACCAACCCAGACUCAAAGAAUUGAUGAAUGGGACACCUUUAAUGUAAAGCAAGCCAACGCUAUCGUUGAUUACUUAAAAAUCAGCAUCUUUCAACACUACAAGCUAUACGAGUUUUUGUUCUACUCUGCCAGGGAAGAAAUUGCGAUAGGGACUGAGCAAGUAAUAGAGAUGGCCAACCCUGCAGGGGGCCCUUUUCCAAGUCCUCUGGAGGAAGGAAUCUCUUUUGAUAUUUACUCAAAAUUCAUUGAGCCACCUCCAAUGUUGGAUAAAGAAAUGCAGGGGUUGGAUCAAGCACAAGGCCAUGAGGAGUCCCAGCCAGAAUCUGACAUUUUGGAGAUGGAUCCUUUAGAUGGCUUCACCAUUGAGGAUAUAAAGUCUAUACUGGCUCAAGUUACAGAUGACAUUUUCACAGAUGUCCAGAACAAGAUAAACGAAAAGCUGCAAAUACAGGAAGAGGCCUUUAAUGCUCGAAUAGAAAAAUUGAAAAAAGCCUGAGGACUCGGUACAAGAAGAGAGAUGCUAAACUUCACAGAAACAAACAAAACUAGCUGGAAUAACAGAUUCUCUAGAGCAUUGGAUCGUCUUCAUUUCAUUGUGAAAAGAAAAACGAGCCCCACUUUUUAUUGUCAUAAGUAUUUUAAAAAGUAUUAGCCCAAUUUUGCCACCUCUGUACCGUAACAGCCUCUGAAUUUACUGUACCACAGUAAUGAAAAUAUUUGUAUACAGGAGCUUGGAGAAUUACAUAUAAAAAUGCAAUUAUUUUUAUGAUAGUUCUUUGACGUUUUUACUAAUAAAGAUUACAUCUUCACUGAGAA